Closterium sp. Naga37s-1 is the source of this 2104-nucleotide messenger RNA. NCBI's taxonomy places the organism in Eukaryota, Viridiplantae, Streptophyta, Zygnematophyceae, Desmidiales, Closteriaceae. The record is from the annotation of a GenBank genome assembly.
UGGGCACGUGGCGGUGCUGGUGAAGCGGUGCAAGCUGGUGCUGUUCGGUGGGCUGCGGGACAAGGACUUCCUGGACGACGUCAUCGUGCUCGAUACAGUGACGAACGAGUGGACUCGCCCCGUGCAGGCGGGGCACGGCGACCAAGCAGGCACUCACAUCACAGCGGAGGAGGCAGGCGGGCAGGGAGAGAGUGGUGGUGGGGGGACAGGAGAGGGGGAGGGAGGGGAAGGGCUUAGGGGAGGCGAGGAGGAGUGGGAGGGCGGGGCGCGGCCGUGUGCGCGGGCGUUCCAUGCAGCUGCUGCCAUCGAGGGCGGCAACAUGUUUGUCUUCGGUGGUCGCUCAGGCAAGAAGAGGCUCGGUGACUUCUGGAUGCUAGACACAGACACAUGGCAGUGGGCGCAGCUGCCGUGUGGCGGCACCCCUCCCUGCGCGCGUGACUUUGCAUCGCUCGUGGCCUUUGGCUCCUCGCGCCUCAUUCUCCUCGGGGGGUGGGAUGGAGCGCGCUUCCUCAACGACACCUACAUCCUCGACACCAUGUCGCUGGAGUGGCAGCAGGUGCUGGUGCCGCUGCCGGCCAGUCUGCCCCCGCCGCGCUGUGGCCACACGGCGUCCGUCUUCAACAACCGCCUCCUCAUCUUCGCCGGCCGCGGCACAGGAGGGUCGAUGCUGAAUGACUUAUGGACGCUCAAAGGAAUCGACGCACCCAUCGCUCCUCAACCACAGAUGCCAGGCACGGACGCCAUCCAGGGCCACUGGACGCAGCUGAAGCUUCCCGGCAACGUCCCCACUCCCAGAUGUGGCCACAGCGGCACACUCACUCGCACUCAGAUGCUGGUGUUUGGCGGUCACUGCCAGGCGGGCUGGCUCACGCGCACUGACACCUAUGCCAAUGACAUCGCGUACAUUGACAGAGCCACGGUGCACUGGAAGCAGCUGUCCACAGCAGGCGGCCCCCCACCGCCAAGGGCGUAUCACACCGUCACAGCUGUCGGCUCGCGAUUUGUGUGUGUGGGCGGGUUUGACGGCAAGACCACGUUCGAGGAUGUGUGGUGGCUCGUGCCUGCAGACGACCCCUGGGCGGUGAGGGACGAGCAGCUGUGCUCCAAGCGCGUGGCACUGGAAGCGGCCAUCCGCCAGGCAUCCGCCGUGGCAGGCGGCAUGGGCUCGCCCUCGCCCGCCCCAUCCACCGCCCCCUCCGCCGUGCCCGCACCCACGUUCGGCCUGCUGCCGUCGUCCGCAGCAGCAGCGGCGUCGGCGGCGCGGCGGUUCAACGACAGCCUGGUGGCGCAGAUCCUGGCGCCCGCUGCCUCCGCUGCUGCCGCCGCCGCCACCGUGGUGGCGGACGCUGCUGGCGCUGUGGGCGCUGAACUCAACAAGGCCGCGGAGGAGCGGGAGCUACUGCACCAGCUGGCGGAUCUGCAUCGCAGGGCGGGCCUCAAGCCGCCCUCCCUCGCCUCCUCCGCCGCACCCCACCCGCCCACCUCCUCCCUGCCCGUGCUCCCCCUGGCGGGCCCGGCCGUGGACGAUGCUGCCCUGGUGGACCUGGGCAGGCGCGUCGUGGCGCUGGCGGGGCAAGGGCGGGGUGGGGAGAGGAAGGGCGGUGUGGGAGGGAGUGAUGGUGGGGAAGGCAUGCAUGGGCCUGGUACAGGGGGACUGGUGGGGGUGGGUGGGGAUGAUGUGACAGGACGGGUAGUGGCGGGAGAGAGCGAGGGGGCAAGGAAGCAAGGAGGCGAGGAGAAUGUGGGGAGAGCAGGAGGAGCGGGUGGAGGGGAGGCAGAGGGCACAGGGCGUGCAGGCAGCAGUGCAUCAGUGGGCAGCAGCAAGGCAGCAGCGGUGGAGGCGGCGAGGGCACAUCUGGUGCGGAGUGAGGUGGCAGCGCUGCGCAUGCGCGACAUUGCUGCCAUGCUCGCUGACUACCACCGCAUCGUUGCCCUCGCUCACCGGCAUGAGGCCAUGGACACACACAAGUGCCGGCCACCAGUGCACGCGCUCUACCACCUGCGAUCCGCCAACCAGCUUCGGCUGUCGGACGUGCCUCGCCUGCAGGCGGCCUAUGCACAGCUGCUGCACGCCAAUCGCACUCUCUCCCACGCCACCACCUGA